This is a messenger RNA of Helicoverpa armigera (cotton bollworm), 2903 nucleotides long. RefSeq names its product mutS protein homolog 4-like. Gene Ontology annotation, molecular function: mismatched DNA binding; ATP binding; ATP-dependent DNA damage sensor activity. Gene Ontology annotation, biological process: mismatch repair; reciprocal meiotic recombination. The record is from RefSeq and is a predicted model, not a curated record. The transcript has 14 exons. Lineage: Eukaryota; Metazoa; Arthropoda; Insecta; Lepidoptera; Noctuidae. Gene Ontology annotation, cellular component: nucleus. Bases 328 to 2883 code for a protein of 851 amino acids.
GAUAUUUCAUCAUUUAUUUUACAGAUCAUAGUUCCCCACACAUUUUGCGAGGGUGUCCAACCAAAUCAAUUAUACCAACUGAUAAGAGAUCGAUAUCCUCUAGUCAACUUGGUGACAGUCCAAAGGAGGCACUUCAACGAUGCAGUAGGUCGUCAACAUAUACAAACUCUGUGUGCUCCUCAGUAUAACGGCGUGUAUCUUCAAGUAGUGCACAAAUUCUACGCUGUAACUGCGGCGGCGGCUGUGCUGAAAUACGUUGAAUAUAUCCAAUGUAUAGUGUUCGCGAGGGAAUCUCUGAAGAUUGAAUAUCAUUCGUCUGAAAACACGAUGAUUAUAGAUGUUGGAACUGCAACCCAACUGGAACUAGUCCAGCCUUUAGUUCCAUCCGCUGGACCCACUUGCUGCCUUCUAGGUGUACUAGGUCCCACUUAUACCGUAGGAGGUAUAAGAGCAUUACGAGCUUCUAUUCUACAGCCUUCAUGUAAUAAAGAGUUCAUUGAAGCAAGGCUGGAUGCUAUACAAGAUCUGAUCGAAAAUGAUUCGGGACUUAUGGUUGAUUUGCAGGACGUGAUAAAGAAAUUAUCAGACAUAGAUAAAAUAUUACUACUAUGCAUGGAGUCAACAAACCAGAAUAUGGACAAGGUUGGUGAGGCCCAAUUGAACCAGACACUCCUGCUGAAGGUCACGAUGGAUGUCAUACCAAAGUUAUCAGAAGCGUUGAACGGAGCCGUCAGUGGCAGAUUGAGGAAAAUCAAAAUGGAUUUUGAAAAUCCGCACUACAAUAAAAUAACAGAGAGCAUCAAAAGAAUAAUCCAAGACGAUGCUCACUUAGAAAAAGGAGCCAUGGGCAGUCUACAGAGAUGUUUCGCAGUCAAACCAGAUAUCAACGGCCUGCUAGAUGUAGCCAGAAGAACUUAUUCAGAACUCAUAGAAGACAUACAGAAGAUUGUAGAGCAACUUAGUGAAACCUAUGAUCUACCUUUGAGGUUAAAUCAAAAUGUUAUGAAAGGCUUCCAUAUAGUUCUGCCUUUGGCUCCGAAGAAUAGAAGGUGCUUUAAUAUAGAUGACUUGCCGCCCAUAUUUAUACAGGUUCAUUACAGCGGAGCCAGUGUAUCAAUGUCUACAGAAGAAUUAGUUGUAUUAAACCAACAAGCAAAAGAAUCCUUGAACGAAAUACAGAAAAUGAGUAACAUAGUAAUUUCUACGUUACUGAAAGAACUGCGUCCUUUCAUGGCAAGUCUCUAUACACUUUGUGAAAAUGUUGCGGAGUUGGAUGUUCUAUUGGCUUUGGCUCAAGCAAGUUCGAUUGGUUCGUACAUAAGGCCAGAUUUCAACAGCUUUACAGAAAUAAGGAAUAGUGUUCAUCCUCUAUUAGAUUACAACAGUCAAGUCCUUCCGGUUCCGAAUGAUAUUUAUGCAACGCCUGAACAUAAUUUUACAAUAAUCACUGGACCAAAUAUGGGUGGCAAAAGCAUUUACAUAAAGCAAGUUGCUAUUAUGCAAGUUAUGGCGCAGAUAGGUUGCUUUCUACCAGCAACGAAUGCUAUCCUUAGACUUAGCGACAGAAUAUUUUCAAGGAUCGGUUUCAAUGACAGUGUAGAGUUGAAUGCUUCUACUUAUGUUUUCGAGAUUAAAGAAACUCAGCAUAUUCUGAAAGGAAUAACGCCAACGAGCUUAGUGAUAAUAGACGAACUUUGCAGGGGGACUUGUGUGGAGGAGGGUACAGGUGUUGCUUGGGCCAUUUGCGAAGAACUUAUUAUGAGUAACGCUUUUACUUUCUUCACUACCCACUUCAUGUACCUUACGAGACUGCAGGAGCUAUACUUCAACGUCGUCAAUCGACAUACAGCUGUUACAGAAGAAGAAGUGGGCACUCCUGAAAAUCCACAAAAAAGAUUAGUAUACCAACAUAAAAUAGAACCAGGUGUAACUAACAUUGAGCAUUAUGGUCUGUCCUUAGCUGCUAAGACUAAUCUGCCCGAAGACACGGUGAAGUUAGCUAUGGAGCUUGCUGAACUAAUAUCGAAAAGCACAAACGUACAAGAAAUUAGGACUCCACAAAGAAACGACGAUGAAGUUCUAUACAACGUAAAUGCAAACAUUCAACAAGAAUGCAGGAAAAACGGUAAUUCAGAAGACAAUACCAAGAAAGUACUUCUAAAGUUCAAAGAAGAGCACCCACAAAUAUACGAAAGAUUAAAUAUUCUUAGAAAUAAUAAUAGAACUAAUAUAAGUUCCAACAGUUCUAUUGUUCCCAAUUCUAAGGAAGAAACUUCAAAAGAAUUCACAAAGGAUUCUUUUGCGAACAACAAUGUUGAGACCGCUAGAACUCCAACGAAUGAGCUAUUGGAAGUACAAGUCGAAAUUGAAAACCCAAAUUACACUUCUGUACAAUCAUCAGAACAGUUACUAAACAGUGUGAUAAAUAACGACGAAUCCGUUGAGGAAGAGGUUCAGAAUAUAAUGUCAGAUGUUGAAAUGAUGGACGAUAUAGAUGAUUUUCCAUGUGUCGAAAUAAAUAACACUAGUAAAAAUCAAAAUACUGUACACAAUAAUGAACCUACGCAAAAUAAUAUGAAUGGCAUGCAAUCAAAUGAAAAUAACGAGACUAGUUACAAUAGUGAAAAUGAUAUGAAUGAUGAAGAAAACAGCAAAAUAGAAACGUCUUCAAUUGACUCCGACAUAGCAGAAGCGUUAACUCAAAUUGUUGAAGAAUAUUCUUCAGUUAACGUUACGAAUUCCCAACGAAGUAGUGACAUAAUGUCGGUAGACGAAGAGCUAAUGAGUGAAACGAUCAAUGAAAUAAAUGAAGAAUUGUCGAAUGGGAUCAAUGGUGUCGAAAACAUUGUGUUAACGCCUCCACUAAGUUUUCGGGACUUUUAGAAUAAAUUAUUUUGCACACA